AUGAAAGGCGUGGAGCUCUCCACAGGCUUCCAGAGAGCCGUGUGCUCGGUAUGCCGCCCUCGACGACCGCGCAGUGAUGCCAGCAAGCAUCUCGUCAAGCGCAUCCGAUAUCCCGUCUCCUCGGCCUCGUUCUCGACAUCCCCCACCAGACGCGCUACGGACCUUACGCCUGCCUCAAACCGUGGCAUCGCCGCAGCACCUUUCUCCUUUGGUGGCGACAGCGAGGAUUCAGGCCUUCUGAAGAGAGUCCGCGUCGUACCAGCAUCGCCGUCCUACUUCAGCGGAAAGCCCGACUUCACCGACAGCCUUCUCAGCCUACAGGCCCUGCUUCGAAAAUACCAAACUCUCCCGACCGUACCUGCAGGACAAGCGCCGCGAGUAGCGUGGAAGACAUUGGCACAGUUCAGGCUGUCUCUGAGUGAGCCAGUCAAGGCGGCCAAGUACCAUAAGAUUGUCGAAGUGCUGCACAGACUAAACCACAUCCACCCUUCUUUGAUGCCGGAGGAAGUUUUGGAGGCAUUGCAAAAGCACAAGCGAGACAUCAAUCCCUUUGAGAACGUGGCGAAUCCAAGGUUCAUCGACGGGUAUGGAAGAGCAUGGGGCACUGGAAGGCGAAAAGCGUCGGUGGCUACGGCCUGUGUGGUAGAGGGCGAGGGCGAGGUGCUGGUAAACGGGAAGACAUUGACGCAGUUCUUUGGGAGGCUGCAUGACCGGGAAAGCGUAAUCUGGGCGCUCAAGUCCACACAGCGGAUCGACAAGUACAACAUCUGGGCGCUCGUCAAGGGUGGAGGAACGACUGGUCAGGCAGAGGCUUUGACAUUGGCAGUCGGGAAGGCAUUAAUGGUACACGAGCCGUUGCUGAAGCCAGCGCUGCGUAGAGCCGGCUGCGUCACACGCGAUCCUCGGAGGGUUGAAAGGAAGAAACCGGGACACGUCAAAGCACGGAAGAUGCCUACUUGGGUCAAGCGGUGA
Messenger RNA from Coniosporium apollinis CBS 100218, 972 nucleotides. RefSeq lists its product as uncharacterized. Lineage: Eukaryota; Fungi; Ascomycota; Dothideomycetes. The transcript is spliced from 2 exons. Gene Ontology annotation, cellular component: mitochondrial small ribosomal subunit; ribosome. The record is from RefSeq and is a predicted model, not a curated record. Gene Ontology annotation, biological process: translation. Gene Ontology annotation, molecular function: RNA binding; structural constituent of ribosome. The coding region runs from base 1 to 972 and encodes 323 amino acids.